AUCGGGUUUGAAAGAGUUGUACACGCCGUUAUAUUAACGUUCCGAUCACCAAUUGAGAAUAGAGAGAUAUACCUUUUUGUCGAAUCUUUCAUAAAAUAAAAAAUUGUAAACCAAAUUGUGCUUUAACUUAAGAAGAAUAAUAAUAAGAAAAAAAAGCGUUCAUUUAAAGACUUUGGUGUGAAUACACAUGCAUGCGUGGAUACUUUCUUAAGUGUUCGUUAAAUUAUUGUGCAUAGAGGUGCAUUCCGAUCGAUAGGUGUAUAUACGUAGCCAAACAUGUUAUUUGAUACAAUCAGCUACUUUUAGAACGAUCAAAUAAAAGUAAACGUUUGCAUCACUCUAACCGAUUGCAUCAUUCCACGACAGUGUUUCAAAAUCUUAAGUUUUGUUGUCAGUUUGUUCUUUUGCCGUUUUCAUUAAAACAUUGUGUUUGGAUCGGAAAGACAUUCAAGUUGAAGCCGUGCACUUAUUCAAUUAAACUAUAAUUUGUGUGAACCAGUGUAACAGAAGUUGGUUUUUUUUGUUGUUGAUUGGGAAUAAUUGGUUGUCAGGUGUGUGCUUUUGAGAUUGUAAAAAAUUGUUCAUCGCCAACAACAACAAAUUUUACCGCAGUUAAUCUACUCACGCAAACUUGAAGUAAAAACCAAACUGUAACGUUGGUUGUUAUGUAGAGAAUUACUGGAAUUACAUGUGUUGUAAAGGUCUUAUGUAGAUUUAGAAACAAAAAAUUGUAGAAACAGAAACCAAGUCCAAUGUUUGGAUAACAAUUACGAAAAACAAUAUCAACAAAAAACCAUCGCUCCAAAAAAAAAAACGUGGAAAUUCUAAGUCAUUACAUAGAUAUAUAAUAUAUUGCGAGUGUGAAUGCCUCAAAGCACCUCAAAGCAGACCAGUUGUGCACCAUAACAAAACUUACGAUAAACUUUAUUACAAAACAAAAAUCCACAAUAAUUCCGAAUUAAUGCUCCUACUUAUACACUUUUUCCAACUGAUAAAGUAUGUAUAACAUUUCUGGCUGUGUGUAAUGCGAUUAACUCGAAAACGAUAGAUACAGAAAUAGCAAAAUUUUACGAAAAAAAAGAGCAUAAAACAUACAAAAAACACAAAUCAGAAAAAGUAAAACAUAAAAUGGAUUCUGUUGUGGCCCCAUCGCCUUUCCUGUUGAACACGAGCACUAGAGCAACGGUUUAUCUCCCCACUAUUCCAAUUUCUCAAUGUAUAACGAGAAUAGUUGAAGUAAACCACGCACCGUUCACAAGUGCAGUGACCGGAUCAACAUCUUCAUCGGCGAAUAAUUCUCAUGUAGUCACUAUACAAAUCUCACAAAAUAACGACAUUCAUUUGCAAAAAGAAUUAUUUGUAGCAAGAAAAAUUGAUGAAAAAGUAACUGUUUUACUGAACGCCAGUGACAACAUUUCCAACAAUUUCAAAUUAUCAUCGAAUAAUAUCGACGACGACGAUACAACUGCUAGUGAAAUGGUGCAACAGCCCAACAAUGACCUAGAAGUCAACAAAUCGUCGAAUUUGUUUUACAUACAAAGCGGUCAAUGUUCACCAAGUUCGACUAUGGAUAUGGACAGUGGAACCUGUAGCGAUAUGGAAAGCACCGUGGAAACGACACCGCCACCGUUGCCGAAAAAGAAUUCCACCAAACUAAAGGGCACGUCGCUGAAGCAUACGAUUGGUCAUAUUCGUCGUGGAAGUUUUACGGACAGUGAGGAAAGUGAAUCGAGCCUCAGUUGCGAUUCAUUAAAUUCCGGCGACAUCAUCGUUGUCAAUAAAAUGUCUAAUCCCCCAAUCAGAGUGACGCCAAUGACAACGUUAAGCGAUUUCGAUAAAGAUAAUGUUGAUAAUGAAUCAACGAAAUUGAUUUGCCUGCCCGAUUCAUUGUUGCGCGACAUUCGAGAUCGGUCAAGUAAGUUAAGUGCCAGUGAUUUAAUAAAUAUGACACAAAGUGAACAAAACGGUGCGGAAACUCAUAAUAAAAGUUUAUACAGUCGCGUUAAAAUUAAAACGGGCACGACGACAACGGUCCAGGACAUCUGUGCACAAGAUUCGUAUCAAAAUUCGAAAAUAUAUGAAAAUGAUAAAUUUUAUAAAUUCCACAUCAACGAAAGUGUAUUGAAUGUUAUCGACGAAAUAUCUCCACAAAAUAUUCAUGCGGACGAAUCGUUUGCUGGAUACAAGGAUAUAAAUAGCCGAACGUCAACCAUACGCAGCUCCAAAGGUACAGUACGUGGAGUAAAGAAUCGUGUACGAAAUGGAAUUGCCACAUUUUUGCAGAUGCAACAGAGUAAUAUAAAGAAUUUCAAAGAAAAAGAUGCCGGAAAGGUGGUUCUUUACACAACAAGCAUGGGAGUUGUGCGAGAGACAUAUGCAAAAUGUGCCAAUGUGAAACAAAUUUUACGAACGCUGCUGAUAAAAUUUGAAGAACGAGACGUAUUCAUGAGCACAGAAUAUCAAAAUGAAAUCAAGAAUCGCAUGCAGUCGGACGAUAUUCUGGUACCGCAGUUAUUUGUCGAUGGACAAUAUAUUGGUGGUGCUGAUCAAGUGGAACGACUGAAUGAAACUGGUGAACUGAGACAGAUGCUUAAAACUUACAAAUCAAUAGGUUCGUCGUUUACAUGUCCAAUAUGUGGCGGAUACCGUCUAUUGCCAUGUCCAAGUUGCAAGGGAUCCAAAAAAUCAGUACAUCGUAACCAUUUUACAACAGAAUUUGUGGCUCUCAAAUGUAUGAACUGUGAUGAAGUGGGCUUGGUUAAAUGUUACAAUUGCUAAUGAAGAACAUAAUUGUAAGUGUAAGUGGUCAGAAAUUUAGAAACAAACGUUGGUUAGUUGGGUAACAGUAUCCUAGUCUCGAAAAGACAUAUUCUUAAAUAAUUCCCAGAAAAUUAUGAUUUGUUGGACCCGCCGAAGUAGAAAAACCAUUCUAUAGGAUAUGGAGAAUUCCAUGGCCCAUCCCGUGAAAUAGCUCGUCUUUUCUUAGAGCAUCGUUCAUAGAACAUCAUCUCAUCUACUAGUGGACCGUAUUCAGAAAAUUCCAAGAUUUUUUUUUGAAGUUUGGUUAGUCACCGGACAGAUGAUCAUAGAUUGCUUCAUAUGUGCGCCAGGAACGGAUUCCCUGACUUGAAAAUCACUAACCUUGCAACCAAUUUUAUCAUUAAAAUUGAAAUCUCAAAAUCUUCUCUGCGAUAUUAUCAGAUCGUUUCCUCUUCAGGAAAUAAGAAAUUAUUUUGCCUUUGAUACUCCAAAACUAUUUUUCGCACUACACCAACUCCACCGUGUUAAGCCAAAACAACGUUAGGCAAUUUCUUGUUCACCUUUAAAAGACUUUUGAUAUACCUUGAUGCAUUUUUGUGUCGUGGUUGCCAGGAGUACGUCAUUCCAAUUCGAUCUUUUGCUAUACCUGUUGUCCAAAUCCAGUUUAUCGGUUAAUAUAAUCCCACUAACCGCAAACACGUUAUCCAUGCGACCAAAGUCUUCGAAAAUUUUGUUAUGAUGCUGUUACCCUUUUCAUCCAAUCCCGUUUAAUUAACUGACCCGACCACGAUAACGUUGUAAAACGUUAAAUUUUAUUGCGGAUGAAACCUCUAAAAUUGUACAGAUGAGGAGCAUUAAAAAUUAAAAAUUAAAAGAAAAACGUCGACAGAGGUCGAAUAUAUAAAGUGCGCUUAUUAUGUUAAACACACAGAGACAGUGCAAGCAAGCAAGCAUGAACUUGAAUUUUGUAUUAUCUACAUAUUAAUAAUUAAUAAUUACUUGUACGUUAUAUGAAUUGAAGAAGUAACAGUUAUCGUACUUUAUAUAUAUGAUUUGGUUCCGUGUUGACCCUUUUUUUUUAAAUCAAUUUACUAUUUUAGUUAAAUUUUAUUUUUAAAUCGUCUUUUAAUGUAAUAUUCGUAGCGGUAUUAAAGAAUACUGUAAAAUAAAAUGGUUAAAAUUA
Molecule: messenger RNA, 3943 nt
Organism: Bradysia coprophila
Lineage: Eukaryota; Metazoa; Arthropoda; Insecta; Diptera; Sciaridae
Product: glutaredoxin domain-containing cysteine-rich protein CG31559-like
Biological process (GO): sensory perception of sound
Source: RefSeq, a predicted model, not a curated record